AUGCUCCCCUUACGAGGUCUAACAACCGUCUAUCGCAAUGGCUUGCGGUCAAAGGCGCGAUUGGGCAAUUUUGCCGCCCGUCGCGGUCUCCUGACCCUCGCCAUUGAAUCAUCAUGCGACGAUACCUCGGUCGCAAUAGUCUCGAAACAACCCUCCGGCGCCGCCAAAAUACAUUUCAUGGAAAACAUCACCACAGACUCCACAGCCUACCAAGGCAUCCACCCGAUCCGCGCGUUGGAAUCACACCAGGAGAACCUCGCGAAACUCGUCCAAAAGGCCCUCUCCCACCUCCCACCUGCUUCCGCCUCCGAAUCCCAACCUGAAAUCACAAUAGACAAGGUCGUUGCACUUUCUGAUGGCAUCCGGCAGAAACCAGACUUCAUCUCCGCCACCCGCGGGCCGGGAAUGCGGUCGAACCUUUUCACUGGGCUGGAUACGGCAAAGGGUCUCUCUGUCGCAUGGCAGAUUCCUUUCAUCGGCGUACAUCAUAUGCAGGCGCACCUUCUCACCCCCCGACUCAUCUACGCGACCGCUCUCCCCGAGGCACCGCAGUCUUCCUCCUUCGCCAUGAAACCCGAACACCCGUCCUUCCCCUUCGUUUCCAUCCUUGCCUCCGGCGGCCACACCCUCCUCGUCGCUUCCUCCUCCUUGACACGGCACACCGUCCUGGCGACAGCAACCGACACGGCCGUUGGCGAAUCCCUCGACAAGGCCGCGCGGCUUAUCCUCCCCUCUUCAUUCCUUGCGAGAGCAAAAACAACAAUGUACGGCAAACUCCUCGAGGAAUUCGCGUUCCCCAACGGAUCCGAAGACUACGCGGACUACACGGCGCCCGCGACUCGAGGUGAUGAGAUCGCGCGCGGAAAAGUAGUGACCGAGUCCGGGUGGAGCCUGACGAUCCCGUACUCACAAACCAGGGAACUAGCGUUCAGUUUCGCGUUCCUACCAACAGCCAUCAAGGACAUCCUGGCCGGAAAGGGCGAAUGGUGGGGCGACGAGACCGAAAUCACCGAGGACGAGCGCCGCCUCCUCGCGCGCGAGUCCAUGCGCGUGUGCUUCGAACACCUCGCAUCCCGAACAAUCAUCGCCCUCGAAAAAUUGUGCACCCCGGAACCCUUUAAUACACCAACCUACCCCAUGUCUCGAACCAGCCGCGCGAAACUGAAACCCAAGCCCGUCCCCGCGCACCUCCCCGUCAAGACCCUCGUCGUCUCUGGCGGCGUCGCCGCGAAUAGCUUUCUGAUGAAGGUGCUGCGGUCGUUCCUCGAUGCGCGCGGCUUCAACCAAGUCGAGAUUGUGGCGCCUCCGCCGGCCCUGUGCACGGAUAAUGCAGCGAUGAUUGGGUGGGCGGGGAUUGAGAUGUUCGAGGCCGGGUGGCGGAGUGAGCUUUCCAUUAGGGCGUUGAGGAAGUGGUCGCUUGGUUCGGGGCAAGCAGGAGGUGGCGAGGAUCAGGCGGGUGAGGAUCAGGCGGGUGAGGAUCAGGCGGGUGAGGAAGGGAGUGGGGGUGUUUUGGGGGUUGGUGGGUGGGUGAAUGUCAACACUUCAGGCUGA
Molecule: messenger RNA, 1551 nt
Organism: Aspergillus calidoustus
Lineage: Eukaryota; Fungi; Ascomycota; Eurotiomycetes; Eurotiales; Aspergillaceae
Source: the annotation of a GenBank genome assembly